CUGUGUUUUAGUUGUGAUGGACGUCGUGAAUGUCAUUUUGUGGUUGGUAACGACUUCUUCGUACAUGAUCCAUGCCCAGGAGUGAAGAAAUACCUUGAAGUGACGUAUUUGUGUGUCGCGGAUGUGACCACCACAACAACCACUACGACAACAACCACCACCACUACCACUACAUCCACCACAACAGAGGUGGAGGAUGAUGUUAAAGAAGAUAUGAGCGCAAAAUCUGCACCAUUAACGUGUGCAGCAACUUCGAGAAGAGGAAUCGAAUGGCCUGCGACCAUCUCUGGAACGACGGUGAACCGGCCGUGUCCCGAAGGCACGAGAGGCACGUCCUCGUGGAAAUGUACUGCCGAGGGGCUGUGGUCAGAACCUGGUCCGAAUACAGUGGAGUGUCGCAGUGAUUGGACCAUUCAACGGCAGGAUGCUCUCGAAGAGACGAUAAAAGAUCAGGAUGCAAGCGGAAUUCCGGAGCUUCUUCGAGCGAUGACGUCUGAUACCCGAAGACCCAUGGUAGCGGGCGAUUUGCCAAAACUUCUAAACAUUCUUGACAUCGUUCAAGAUGUUGUUGGCAGAGAAGUGUGGGCAAAAAGUAGUCAGAAGUUGGUGAACCAGCUCAUUGUGAACGUCGUUCAUAAUGCCCUUCGAGCGAAGGAAAUGUGGCAGAACUGGCCGUCAGUGAAGCGUCAAACUUUUGCCACAAGACUUUUGAAUGGUGUUGAACGAGCCAUGACCUCCUCCUCAACAACUGUCUAUUCGUCUGAGAACUAUGUGCAACCGUUGGUGAUGACAGAGAUGAGCGAAAGCAUUCGGACUUCUUCGCAACCAUCGAAUUACUUCCUGUUUCCUUCAAUGGCCCUUUGGGCGGGUGAAAAUAACGUGGAUAGCGUUGAUGUUCCACGGGAAGCUCUUGAAAUGACAGGAUUGGGUGCGUCAUCGUCUGCUAAGUGUCUUUGUGACUACCGUGCGCGAGUCUACUAUGCGUCUUUCGCCAAUAUUGGUGAAGAAAUGGAACCAGCAGUGGAGAUAUCACCCGGAUCUGAACAGAAGCCGACUGGACUAGAACGACGACGUCGAAUCGUUUCCCGUGUGGUUGCGGUGUCGCUCGUUCUCGAUGGCAAAGUUAUAAGGCUACCAGAACUUCCUAAGCCGGUAGGAUGA
This is a messenger RNA of Haemonchus placei, 1161 nucleotides long. The record is from the annotation of a GenBank genome assembly. Lineage: Eukaryota; Metazoa; Nematoda; Chromadorea; Rhabditida; Trichostrongylidae.